AUGCUGGCUAACAAUACAGUUUCGACUUUUAAGCUCUCCUCGCUGCGACAGCGAAGAUUACCAGACUCACCGAUGAAAGUCAACGCUUCACAACCACAAGACGAAGACUUGGAAUCGCUUAUUUGUCAAGGCGACUUUGGAGCAUGGUUUACAAUCGUGGGCUUAAUUUUUAUCUUUUUCAUAAUGCUAACCUGCCUUUUCGGUAAUUCUCUUGUGUGUGUGGCGGGCAUAAAAUUCUCUUAUUUGCAAUCUUAUUCCGAGAAUUUUAUACUUAGCCUCGCUCUAUCUGACAUCAUGGUGGCGGUGACGGUUUUACCAUUCGACGCUGUGUACUGGAUAGCAUUUCCUCGAUGGCCUUUAGGGGGUAUAGCUUGCAAUUUAUGGAAUUCGCUCUUUUUUCUCUUCCUUACUGCGUCAGUGCUGAACCUCAUGUCAAUAAGUAUAGAUCGAUUUUUAGCAGUCGUUUAUCCACUUCGCUAUAAUGCCUGGAUGACGCCUACCCUCAACAAGUUUAUGAUCGCAAGUGUAUGGGUGUAUUCUUUUAUUAUCGCUGUUUUAAUCUUUUUCCUCUUGGAACAACCAGAGGAUGGGAUUUAUGGUUUUGAUUUACACCCAGUUUUUCAUGGUUUUCUCAUCAUUGGCAACGUUAUUUUUCCAUUCUGUGUUAUGAUCGGCUUGUACUAUAAGAUAUACCGAAUUGCUAAAGGGCACUCACGACGCACGUUGCUUGUUAUGUCAUCAACUGUAGACUCGUCGUCAUCGGCGGGUAGAGUCAGUAGAAGGAAGUUUGCGCGGGAAUUAAGGCUCGCAAAGACCCUUGGAAUUGUCGUAUUAUGCUUUGUGAUUUGCUGGUUGCCAUUUGAAAUAAUCAACAUCAUGAUACUCGUAGAUGAAGGAGUGGCCAAUUGCAAUGUGGAAAUAGCUGACACAGUGACUUGCUGGCUCGCAUACAUGCAAUGUUCUUUAAAUCCAGUUCUUUAUGCUUUGAGCAGUCCAGAAUACAGACGAGCUUUCAAGAAGCUGCUUUUAAUCAGAAUGCAAGGGUCUGCUGACGUUGAACCAGUAGGGCUUAACAGCCAAAGUAAUACAGCAGAAAACGUUGCGAAGAGUGCUUCAUAUCGAUCGGAUCAAAGCGCUACUGUGACUGACAACUAGAUAUACAAUGAAUCCCAGACGCGCAACCAUAGCAGCCCCAACAGCCUCGUUCCCAGUCGUCCUCAGCGAUUUCGGAUGUGACUUCACCCGUCAAGCUUGCCGGGAAAAUGCGCGCUCGGUUCCUUGCCUCCUUCACUCACUCGGAUAUCGCGAAUUGACCUGGGAAUGAGGCUGCUGGGACAACAGAAAUUUGGAGGCGGUACUCUCUACGGCUGUAAGCAAGGAGCCACUCUGAUUGGAACCGGUAGCAAGCGCGGGAAAUCUUGCAACCGGUCCAAAGAGCGGGAAAACAUGCCACUCGUCCAAACAAGAAGAGAACUGGAGCCGAAUGCGUCCCGCAAGUGUUUCUGGGAUCGUCAUUGAGGACGCGCCGGUCAGCUAUUGGCUAAUAUUUCCCUUGUCCCUAGUUACACUCCCAGAAGACUUUGCGAAAGCAAUUCGGCCUAGUUCCUUCCCCGUUUCUAAAGUAGCGAAUUGCGCACAAAUCAUGCGCAGUGGCAUGAACGAUUUUUGGAUAGUUCAGUUUGGCGCUUGAUUGAUAAAAAGCACAGCUCUUUAGAAAAUACCCUAGAAAUCGGGCCAGCGAUGUUGUUAAGUGUUAGCAUAAAUAAAUUAGUAAUGUCUGGAUAAAUAUCACUCCGUUUAUUACGGCUUUAAUUGUUUUAACAAGAAAUGAAAGCUGAACAAACUUUUAUACGGUGCGUCAGUUAGUAAAGUUACCAUAGUAAAAAAAACUGACAUAGAAUGUCGGACAUAACCGGGAAAAGAAGAAGAAAACACACUUUGUUUAUUAUUUUUUAGCUUUGUGUUAAGAAUGCGCCAAACUUAAUUUUUGUCGGUGCUCGGAGAUCUUCGGCCGUUCGCCAGGAGGAAGCUUAGGCAACGACGACGACGGCAGCGAAAACGUCUUUUAAAAAGUGAAUUUACACUGUUUCAAAAUUCAUCGCUCUUAUUCCAUGUUGUUCAAUUUGUCAAAUUUGGGGAAAUUUUCUAGCGAUGAAUUCUAAAGGAUUUUAUGUAGCAGAAAAAAUCGUUGUCUUGAGUUCACGUCCUCUAGAAAACGUGAAAUUAGGCACUUUCACGUUGUGGUCGUGCAACGACGGGAACGAAAUUUACAAAAACGCAUGAUGCACGUGCAAAGUUGUUGUUUUGCUUAUCUAAUCCUUUUGAUUUUUUGCGGUCCUCGUUGCUGUCGUCGUCGAUCGGUUGAUGGAAGCUGAUCUCUAAGUUAUUUCUUUUCACCAGUCUCCACAUCUGAGAAGAAGUGCUCUAUCUCAGCGUCUAGACAUGCGCGGUAGCCUUCCCUGUGAUAAGCACUGUACAUUGCAGACGUGAAAAACUGAUUCAGAGUCACGUGGUGCGGGAAAAUUCCACAACAGACCCUGCAAUGACAAUGUGGUAUACGUCAAUGCCGACAAACCGUUAUAACUGACAAGCGCCCGGGGGAAGAAUACUCAACGAAGUUUUACACGGUGAGGCUCCUCCCCGAGGUCCAACCCCUUGUCCUUUUAUAUUACAUUGUUUGACUGAAAAGGUACCUCUUUUGUACAACUUUUACAGAGCAAAUGGUGCCCCUUUCACAUACCAUACUAAGUGAUAAUGAUGAUGAUGAUGAUGAUGAUGACCUAGUCUGAAACACUGCAGCAAAUGCACCUUUCUUGCCCUUUUUACGUCCAUAAAAUGCGUAUGUUAGCCCUUCUUGGUCCUUUUACAGACCAAAUGACACAUUUUCGUACCCUUUCAUAUACUGCAACUAAUGAAAUCCCUAUACCCUUUCUUAUACCUGAAGCCUGAGAAAGGUAUAUCCCUUUCGGGCGGAGCCUCCCCGUAUAGGCCAUUAUAGGAGUACCUCACGGGCAGUCGCCUUUACCCUGGAACGUACAUUUUAUCCUAUUUACAGCCCUGUAUCCAGCCAGUUUAUAGUUUUCAGGUCUUUUAGAUUCCUCUGUCGGGUGGCUAGACGGACGGUCCUGGCUGUUACUCUGCGAAAGUUUUCUAUAUGAUUCAUUCCCUGAAAAAACGCUGAAUGGAGAUAAACUAGAAUGCGUGUUUUUUGUUGUUGCGGAAACCUUUAUUAGAUCGCUUUUGUGUUGGUGUGUGGGUGAUUCGGUGUCUUUUCAAUCUUUUGUAUUACGUCAUUUGGUGACUGCACCCGUCCGCGCGUAGACUACGAGUAGUCCCCCAUUUGUCCUCACGGAUAGUAGAGCGAGCCGAACGCGAGCGCGCGUGAGUCGCCUUUUCUCGCGUGCGGUGAUUUUCACGCGCGCUCGCGUUUCGCUUACUCUGCUAUCCCUGAGGAAAAAUGCGGACUACUCGUAGUCUAGUCCGCACGCAACACCAAGAAGCAGGAGCCGAUUACCUCAAGAAGCUAUCACUGGAAUUAGGGAUUUUACUGAGUGUCAAGAUAUCAUAAGUCCAACUAACGCCAAAAGCUUCACGGUGUUAUGUUACGUGCGCGAGACGUAAGAGCCAUGUACAGUGCCUACUGAGCAAUACUUGGAAAAACAUUCUGCAAGGUUGCGCGCUGUCGUCACUUAGUCGCUUUCACUCACCUACAACAAAAACAAGGGUUUUUCAUCGAAAUUUCACCACUAUUCUCUAAAGCCUCUAAACUACAAAUACAAACGACAAGUUCAGAAAUUGUUGUUUAUGUGUCAUAAGCCCCACAUAAUUGGACAAAUAUGUAAGCAGCUGUUCAAAUCGCAGAAGAAGUGUAAACUGCAGCUGACGAUAAUGGAUGAACAUGUCGCGAAAACUCACUGACGUGUUGGAAAAGCAAUUACCAUUAAAAGAAAUUCAAGUGUCUAAUAGAACCGAGUUUCUAAAACUGUAAAGAGUAUUCUCCAAAUUGUCUGGUAUAAGUAAUCACUACUCGAAAUAUUUAUCCGAUUGUUAGAAAACCCAGGUUAAAAUAUCAUCAGCUUUAUUAGUUAAUUUUUUAUUUGGCCGUUAUGGUACUUUUUUAGUCGCUGGAUAUUUUUUAUGAAAAUUGGUCCCUUUGAUGAGGCAGAGAACAGACUAACUCUUCGCAAGGUAAAUAUUAAUAAUUCGUCUAGAACGGUAGAAAUUUAAUAUUUGAUUAUCAUGUUGGCGUUUAGAAAUCUUGAGCUGGACUGACAGUUAAGAUAGGAUAAAGUUUCCAUCCAGCGUGUUUAGAACCAAAAAGUCAAGUAGAAAGUUUGAAGUUUGAGGUCAUUCUGUAUUUGAAAUGCUGUCAGCCAGCUGUGUGAGGCCUACAUCAUCGUACAGAUAUUGGAUAUCAUGAGGCAAAACAUAAUUAUUCUGGAUAUUUAUUUUCCUUCCACAAUGGUAGAAACUGACUGUGCCUGAAAAAAACUUUCAUCGUAAGAAGAAGACAAACUUCAAGUCGCCCUGUAAACAGAUCAUAGAUUUACGAAACUGAAAAGUGACAACUGAAAUACAAGACUGGAACAUUAUUCAUAAAUUUGAACAUCGCUUUUUUCAUGCAAAUACCUCAGGCAAAUACACAUUUGUAUCAUUUUCAUUCUGAGCAUUUUGUUAAUCAUAUCUGGCAAAGUUUCAGGAGAGAAUUAAAGAAACUGAAUGACAAAACUAUAUCAGAACGACUGGGCGAGGUCCCUCAGAGGAGAUACUCUGGAAAUUCUUCGUGUAUUGUCUGGGAAAGGUAACGAGUUUUAGUACAUUUAGUGAACAACGAACAGCGCAGGUCAUUAGAGAUCGUAUAUCUCUCAAUUUUACAUGCUGGCUAACAAUAUGGUUUCGACUUUUAAGCUCUCCUCGCUGCGACAGCGAAGAUUACCAGACUCAACGAUGAAAGUCAACGCUUCACAACCACAAGACGAAGACUUGGAAUCGCUUAUUUGUGAGGGCGACUUUAAAGCAUGGUUUACAAUCGUGGGCUUAAUUUUUAUCUUUUUCAUAAUGCUAACCUGCUUUUUUGGUAAUUCUCUCGUGUGUGUGGCGGGCAUAAAAUUCUCUUAUUUACAAUCUUAUUCCGAGAAUUUUAUACUUAGCCUCGCUCUAUCUGACAUCUUGGUGGCGGUGACGGUUUUACCGUUCGACGCUGUGUACUGGAUAGCAUUUCCUCGAUGGCCUUUAGGGGGUAUAGCUUGCAAUUUAUGGAAUUCGCUCUUUUUUCUCUUCCUUACUGCGUCAGUGCUGAACCUCAUGUCAAUAAGUAUAGAUCGAUUUUUAGCAGUCGUUUAUCCACUUCGCUAUAAUGCCUGGAUGACGCCUACCCUCAACAAGUUUAUGAUCGCGAGUGUAUGGGUGUAUUCUUUUAUUAUCGCUGUUUUAAUCUUUUUCCUCUUGGAACAACCAGAGGAUGGAGUUUAUGGUUUUGAUUUACACCCAGUUUUUCAUGGCUUUCUCAUCAUUGGCAACGUUAUUUUUCCAUUCUGUGUUAUGAUCGGCUUGUACUAUAAGAUAUAUCGAAUUGCUAAAGGGCACGCAAGACGCUCGUUGCUGGUUAUGUCAUCAACCGUAGACUCGUCGUCAUCGGCGGGUAAGGUCAGUGGACGGAAAUUUGCGCGGGAAUUAAAGCUCGCAAAGACCCUUGGAAUUGUCGUAUUAUGCUUUGUGAUUUGCUGGUUGCCAUUUGAAAUAAUCAACAUCAUGAUACUCGUAGAUGAAGGAGUGGCCAAUUGCAAUGUGGAAAUAGCUGACACAGUGACUUGCUGGCUCGCAUACAUGCAUUGUUCUUUAAAUCCAGUUCUUUAUGCUUUGAGCAGUCCAGAAUACAGACGAGCUUUCAAGAAGCUGCUUUUAAUCAAAAUGCAAGGGUCUGCUGACGUUGAAGCAGUAGGGCUUAACAGCCAAAGUAAUACAGCAGAAAACGGUGCGAAGAGUGCUUCAUAUCGAUCGGAUCAAAGCGCUACUGUGACUGACAACUAGAUAUACAGUGAAUCCCAGACGCGCAAACAUAGCGGCCCCUCUACCAUUCUCGUCCUCAGAGCCUCCUGGAGGCCUGAAAACAAGAAUGCCCCUCUACUGGAACAACAGUCUCGUUCCCAGUCGUCCUCAGCGAUUUCGGAUGUAACUUCACCCGUCAAGUUUGCCGGGAAAAUUCGCACUCGGUUCCUAGCCACCUUCACUCACUCGGAUAGCGCAAAUUGACCUAGGAAUGAGGCUGCUGGGACAACAGGAAUUUGGAGGCGGUACUAUCAACGGCUGUAAGCAAGGAUCCACUCUGAUUGCAACCGGAAGCAGGCGCGGGAAAUCUUGCAACCGGUCCAAAGAGCGGGAAAACAUGCCACUCGUCCAAACAAGAAGGGAACUGGAGCCGAAAGCGUCCCGCAAUUGUUUAUGGGAUCGUUAUUGAGGACGCACGGGUC
This is a messenger RNA of Porites lobata, 6470 nucleotides long. The record is from the annotation of a GenBank genome assembly. Lineage: Eukaryota; Metazoa; Cnidaria; Anthozoa; Scleractinia; Poritidae.